Molecule: messenger RNA, 2128 nt
Organism: Nomascus leucogenys (northern white-cheeked gibbon)
Lineage: Eukaryota; Metazoa; Chordata; Mammalia; Primates; Hylobatidae
Gene: IVL
Product: involucrin
Biological process (GO): keratinization
Cellular component (GO): cytoplasm
Source: RefSeq, a predicted model, not a curated record
UCAGCACUCCACCAAAGCCUCUGCCUCAGCCUUACUGUGAGUCUGGUUGACAGCAGCUUCCAAGAUGUCCCAGCAACACACACUUCCGGUGACCCUCUCCCCUGCCCUCAGUCAGGAGCUCCUCAAGACUGUUCCUCCUCCGGUCAAUACCCAGCAGGAACAAAUGAAACAGCCAACUCCACUGCCUCCCCCAUGCCAGAAGGUGCUUGGCGAGCUCCCAGUGGAGGUCCCAUCAAAGCAAGAGGAAAAGCACAUGACUACUGUAAAGGGACUGCCUGAGCAAGAAUGUGAGCAACAGCAGCAGGAGCCACAGGAGCAGGAGCUGCAGCAACAGCACUGGGAACAGCAUGAGGAACAUCAGAAAGCAGAAAACCCAGAGCAGCAGCUUAAGCAGGAGAAAGCACAAAGGGAUCAGCAGCUAAACGAACAUCUGGAAGAAGAGAAGAAGCUCUUAGACCAGCAACUGAAUCAAGAGCUAGUCAAGAGAGAUGAGCAACUGGGGAUAAAGAAAGAGCAACUCUUGGAGUUCCCAGAGCAGCAGGAGGGGCAGCUGGAGCACCUAGAACAGCAGGAGGGGCAGCUGGAGCUCCCAGAGCAGCAGGAGGGGCAGCUGGAGCACCUAGAACAGCAGGAGGGGCAGCUGGAGCUCCCAGAGCAGCAGGAGGGGCAGCUGGAGCACCUAGAACAGCAGGAGGGGCAGCUGGAGCUCCCUGAGCAGCAGGAGGGGCAGCUGGAGCACCUAAAACAGCAGGAGGGGCAGCUGGAGCUCCCAGAGCAGCAGGAGGGACAGCUGAAGCACCUGGAGCAGCAGGAGGGGCAGCUGAAGCACCUGGAUCAGCAGGAGAAGCAGCCAGAGCUCCCAGAGCAGCAGGUGGAGCAGCUGAAGCACCUGGAGCAGCAGGAGUGGCAGCUGAAGCAUCUGGAGCACCAGAAGGGGGAGCUGCAGGUCCCAGAGGAGCAGGUGGGGCAGCUGAAGUACCUGGAACAGCAGGAGGGGCAGCUGAAGCACCUGGAUCAGCAGGAGAAGCAGCCAGAGCCCAGAGAGCAGGUGGGGCAGCUGAAGCACCUGGAGCAGCAGGAGGGGCAGCUGGAGCACGUGGAGCACCAGGAAGGGCAGCUGGGGCUCCCAGAGCAGCAGGUGGGGCAGCUGAAGCAGCUGGAGGAGCAGGAGGGACAGCCAAAGCACCUGGAGGAGGAAGAGGGGCAGCUGAAGCACCUGGUGCAGCAGGAGGGGCAGCUGGAGCAUCUGGUGCAGCAGGAGAGGCAACUGGAGCAGCAGGAGGGGCAGGUGCAGCACCUGGAGCAGCAGGUGGGGCAGCUGAAGCACCUAGAGGAGCAGGAGGGGCAGCUGAAGCAUCUGGAGCAGCAGCAGGGGCAGCUGGAGGUCUCAGAGCGGCAGGUGGGGCAGCCAAAGCACCUGGAGCAGGAGGGGAAGCAGCUGGAGCUCCCAGAGCAGCAAGAGGGCCAGCUGAAGCACCUGGAGAAGCAGGAGGCACAGCUGGCCCCAGAGCAGCAGGUAGGACAGCCAAAGCACCCGGAGCAACAGGAAAAGCAGCUAGAGCACCCAGAGCAGCAGGAGGGACAACUAAAACAUCUGGAGCAGCGAGGGCAGCUGAAGGACCUGGAGCAGCAGAAGGGGCAGCUGGAGCAGCAGAAGGGGCAGCUGGAGCAGCCUGUGUUUGCCCCAGCUCCAGGCCAGGUCCAAGACAUUCAACCAGUCCUGCCCACAAAGGGAGAAGUAUUGCUUCCUGUAGAGCAGCAGCAGCAGAAGCAGGAGGUGCAGUGGCCACCCAAACAUAAAUAACCACCUGUAGUGUCCAGAGACCCUCAGAUCAUCUCAUACAAGGGAAGAGAGAGCCACUGGCUCCACUUAUUUCGGGUCCCCUAGGUGGCCCAUCUCAUCUGUGAACUUGACUCUGUCCCUCUACAUGUGUCUUUAAUGAGGUGGGGGUGGGAGAGAGAGGGAAUUAUUGCCCAGUGCCACCCCCAGUGAGCCCAAUCCCAACCUCAGGUGAGCAGAGCCUCUACUUGAGGGACUAUUGUUACUAUAGGAAUCCUUACUUCCCCAGUAUUGAAGCUGAAUCAGUGAGUGUGUAAUGAUACAUAAUAAAUCCUGGAAGUCUUGGGA